AUGCUCACUCACUGCUUGUUGUUAGAAAGUGCAGAGACAGAAAAUGCAUCACACAGUGGUCAGAGUAUAGCUGAGAAUCUGUCGGGCUUAUGUCCUGCUAUUGACAUGGACUCUCAGCAACACCGCCUGCCUCUUGUUCCUCCGCCAUCAUUGUUGCAUCUUCAUUCAUCUUCCCCUUCCCAACAACACCUUCAAGGAUAUACUCAGCUGGGGCUAUCGCACAUUCAAUACCAUCACCAGCCUGCCAAUGUACAUGAUAUCAAUUCUGUCCAAGUGACCCCGCAGAUUCAACAUCAGUUUGCACUGCAUCAAAGCCCAGCCUAUCUUUCUUAUGCGAUAAACACUGCUCAACAGCAAAAUAGGGUAUCGGAUAACCUUGUAUCCACCUCUAUAUCACCCGUAAUGUCAGUGAGUACUGUUACUGAAGCAACUUAUAAUUCAACUACUUCUGGUGAGCUGGUCGCGUCGUCUCCGCCGCGUAUAAUCGAGCGUGUUCGUGCCAAUACAGAUAGUGGCACUUGCAAUGCCAACUCCAAAAAGAUAAUUCAUUCAAACAGCGUUUAUGACCAAAACCAAUAUAUGCAUACUGCUGCAUCUAUGCCAUUGCAGUACGUAUAUACUCCAUCUAAUGCUGUUCAUUUGAGUGCACAAUCAGCUGUCCUGCCUUCCCAACAGUAUUACGCACAGCAGCCAACCCAACAGAUUAUGUAUGCUCCACAUCAAAAUUCUGGGUUUCCCACCAGUCAUUAUGCACAGAUUGGGGUUGAUUUUCAUCAUCAAUUACUGCAAGUAUCGCCCACCAAUAUCUAUCCAUAUCAAGAUGCGGUUCAUCAUCCAUCACAGCUUCAGCAAGUUAUUCCAUUGCAACUGCAGCCUCAUACUCUGUUGCCUUCAUCCCAGUACCAAACCUUGAUUGGCUACCCUUAUGAAUCAAUGUCUAAUGGAUUUCAAGCCUAUAUGCCUCCCAUUUCAAUCCACUCAGUCAAUGCCUACAGAGAUGCGGCCCACCAAAGCAUGAUGGAUUCAACCGGUAUAUAUGCAUAUGAAAACCAGGCUAAUUCCCAGACUUUAUCCAGAAAAAAUUCACGACAGCCUUCACCUACGCCCCUCAUCACACCUCAUACAGACGAUGGUGUAGUUUCCAAAGCUUGUAAACCAAGACGUAAAUCACGAGCAUCCAAACGACUCCAUGUUUCAAGAUCGGAUCAAUCUGUGAUGGAGAAACAAAAUGCCCAACACUGCGACUUUCAGGCUGAGCAGUGCAAUGAGAGGAAUGACAUCAAUGUCUCUGCUGAGUUAUUUGAGCAAACUCCAUCUACAAAUGAUAUGAUUCAUUCUACAAUUGCAUCACCCACAAUGUCAUCCAAAUCGCAAUCAGACAAUGCAUCAUUCUCAACUACUGCAAUGAAAAUAUCGACCAGUUCCAAUUCUGGAGCAGAGUAUAAACUUUCAUCUACGGCAGCCACAUCUACCCCACUGUGGAUAGAUGGUUCUACAGAACUGUAUGCAGCACAUUUGGCUCGAUUAAAGCUUACCGAAGAAGCCAACAAGCGGAAACGCGAUCAGGUAAAAACCGCAUGCAUCAAUUGUCGCAAGGCAUGUAAAAAAUGCAGCCAUGAACGACCUUGUAAUCGCUGUGUAAUUCACGGUAUUGAGCUCUCAUGCACUGAUGUUCCUCGCAAGGAUCGAAUCAAGGGUCCAAAAAAGAAUCUUAAACAAACAAGAGCAGCAGCCAUGGCUGCUCAAAAAGAGUUGAAUUCUGUGGCUGGACAGUCACAUCUUUUAUUUUCAAACCCCAAUCAGCCGCAGAGACUUGGAAUACCUUUAGUAAGUGGGUCGUAUUCUCCACUCAAACAGUCGGCAAAGCAAGCGCAUUUUGUUGACAAGAGUCACUGUGUAUCCACAGAUAUACAAUCUGUACAGCCGUUUUUGAACAUGCCAUUUCCAAUGCAGAUAGGCAAUCAACAGGGAACACAAGAGAUGUGCACUCAAGAAAGUAUAAGCUACCCUUAUGACUCGGAAACAAUGUUUCUCACUGUGGCAAAACAACUUGGAUCAGACUCAAAUAUACCUGGCAUGAAUACCACGAAUGGACUGGUAGAAAGUACUCCAAUGUGCUUUUCUUUUACAUAUGCACCCAGUAUUUCCAUGCCUUUAAGCACCGAGUCCAAUUUUCAGCCCAGUGCUUCAAGCACUCUACAACCUAUACUACAAUCACCGAGAUCGCUGCUUCCCAUCCAAGAUCUAGUGACUGAACAUGCGUCCACCAGUGAGUCUACUGUAUACAAUAAGAAACAGCAUGGGUUUAUAUCUGGUAUGGCUGAAAUACCUGCGACAAGCAGCGCAUUGUUAUCUCCAGCAUCGCGUUUACCACAUAUCACAACAGAGCUGCCAUUAAUCUCGACACCAAAAGGAAAUGGGUUUUUGGCAGCUUCCUCGAGAACCCAACUCAGGACUAGUCAUAAUGAUUAUGUGGAUACUCAAAGCAACUUGAGUGUUGGUGCGUCCAUGUUAAAUCAACUUUCUAGCACUCAUGAAAUGACAAAUGACUGGGCACCAAGUAUGGCAUCUCGGUCUUUUCAAGAGACCAAAGAUGGCAACGAUCUUUUGCCUGAUAUGAUUACAACCAGUAUGAGAAUGUCAGCUGAAUCUAUUUCUCCCAAAGGUAUAUCAUCUCCACAGUCAAGUGCGAUUUUAUACAAAACACCUCUGAUGUAUACUACUCAAGGUAGAUUAGCCACAACCACUGAAAGUUAUUGCAAUGUACCGCUACAAGCUAGUCAUUUUACUUUUACUGAUGGUAGCCAACACGCUACUAUGGUGAAUUCUUCAAUUGUUUAA
This is a messenger RNA of Batrachochytrium dendrobatidis JAM81, 2841 nucleotides long. RefSeq lists its product as uncharacterized. The record is from RefSeq and is a predicted model, not a curated record. Bases 1 to 2841 code for a protein of 946 amino acids. The transcript has a single exon. Gene Ontology annotation, biological process: regulation of DNA-templated transcription. Lineage: Eukaryota; Fungi; Chytridiomycota; Chytridiomycetes; Rhizophydiales. Gene Ontology annotation, molecular function: zinc ion binding; DNA-binding transcription factor activity, RNA polymerase II-specific.